Rhodotorula toruloides NP11 is the source of this 753-nucleotide messenger RNA. RefSeq lists its product as uncharacterized. The transcript has 5 exons. The coding region runs from base 1 to 753 and encodes 250 amino acids. Gene Ontology annotation, biological process: phospholipid translocation; retrograde transport, endosome to Golgi. The record is from RefSeq and is a predicted model, not a curated record. Gene Ontology annotation, cellular component: endosome; trans-Golgi network. Lineage: Eukaryota; Fungi; Basidiomycota; Microbotryomycetes; Sporidiobolales; Sporidiobolaceae.
AUGGGGUGGGCAUCGGUGCUGGCAGGAGUAGGGAUGGCCGUCGGACCGCCCCUGGCGUACGGGGACCAAUACUGGUCGAUCAACAAGAAGCACGACAGUCGAGGCUUCUCUAUCGACGUCUGUGCGAUCCUGAUCAUCGCAAACCUCACGAGGCUCGUCUACUGGCUCGGCAAGCGAUCACUACCAAACGUACCUCCUAGUCCAGUCCAUCCUCAUGGUCGUCGCCCAGUUCGGCCUCCUUUACGUCUGCCUCAAGUACCGACCGCGCGACUGGGACGAGACGCGGCCGUACCGCAUCGCCAACUUCUGGCAGUGGCCGAACUUUGGAGCCUACCUCGAGUUCUCGGCUAUCCUCGUCGUCGCUCAUUCGGUCCUCUUCCUCCUGCUCCAUCGCUUCGACUUCUACGUCCAGCUGCUCGGCUUGAUCGCGCUAGGUCUGGAGGCUACACUCCCCAUCCCGCAAGUCCUCGCCAACUACCACGCCAAAUCGACCGCCGGAUUCCGUCCUUCAGUCCUCGCAGGCUGGUGCGGCGGCGACGCCUUCAAGCUCGUCUACUUCUUCGUCACGCCGAACCCGUGGCAAUUCAGGGCGUGCGCGGCGUUCCAGUUCGGCGUCGACAUCGUCCUCUGCGUCCAGACGUUCCUGUUCCGCCACAAGACCGCCGCCGACCUUCGCGAGCGAGCCGAGUUGCGCGAUACAGCCGGAGUAGCAGGCGCCGAGGCGCUGCUAGAAUCGCAAGGGGACAGGCAUGA